Molecule: messenger RNA, 1197 nt
Organism: Ostreobium quekettii
Lineage: Eukaryota; Viridiplantae; Chlorophyta; Ulvophyceae; Bryopsidales; Ostreobiaceae
Source: the annotation of a GenBank genome assembly
AUGGCCGCCUCCCUGCCCCCCCCGUCCCCACUGCACCGCCGAUAUCACGCGAUCGACGGCCCCCCGUUUCCAUUCCAUCAGCAAUGGGUACGCCAGCCACGGGGCUCCCUCUCACGCCCAGCGGCCCCGGUACCUUGCCUGGCCGGUGAGAGGCGGGAUGCCAACGUCGGCCGCUGCCGCAAGCUGGCUGGGAUGAAUCGGAUCCGCGCGCGGGGCGGAGGGGCCGUCGUGUCGUGGCCGUCGGCGGCGAUGCGGAGUCGCGUGCGGAGAGGCGCGGUGGCUAUUGGCGCGGCAUGCGCCCCGCGGCACACUGAGGCUGCCAGCAGUGGAGGGAGAAUGUCGCCCACGGCUUCCAGAGCUGCGGCCGCUGGUUCCAAGCUCAUCUGCACAGGCUCAUCAUCGUCGUUCCUCGGUGGUUCUACACUUGAUACCCACAGCUCCCGCUGCGUAGCAGUUGGCUUUGGCCCAGGCUUUGGCAUGGGGUAUGGUUAUGGAUAUGGUUAUGGCUACCCGAUGGGAGGGUUUGGAGGGGGCGGCUUUCUCAGCCUGCUGGUCUUUGGCCUGAUAGCUUAUGCGGCCCUGCAGGUGUUGUCCAAACAGGAAGGUGGCAUUGGUGGCGAUGACGGCGGAUACAUAGGCAGCGAGAGGGUUGCUGUGGGCAGGGUGCAGGUGGGCCUGCUGGGCUCGGCCAGGGGACUGCAGAGGGACUUGACACGGAUUGCAAAGAGGGCAGACACGUCUGACGUGGCAGGGCUGCAGUACAUUCUGCAAGAGACCGUCCUGGCCCUCAAUAGGAAUCCGGACUACUGGGUGUAUGGGGCAUCGAGCCUGAAGAAUACAAGGGACAACAUGGCGGCUGAGCAGCGCCUGAACGAAUGGUCCCUGCAGGAGAGGAGCAAAUUCAAAGAGGAGACGCUGUCAAAUGUUGGCGGUCGCACCAGGCAAGCUGCCUCAGCCUCACCAGGUGAGGGGCUGAACGAAUUGAUCGUUGUCACGAUCCUGGUGGCUGUGGGUGGAGGUAUGAAACUGCCUAGAGUCACGUCGCGCGAAGAGCUCAGGACGGCGCUCAACAGGCUUGGGGCCAUCGACACUCAGUCGCUCAUGGCUGUGGAGGUGCUGUGGACACCACAAGAUGAAAGGGAUGCAUACACACAGGACGAGCUCUUGGCGGACUAUCCAUCCAUGUACACACUGUGA